Molecule: messenger RNA, 2484 nt
Organism: Clupea harengus (Atlantic herring)
Lineage: Eukaryota; Metazoa; Chordata; Actinopteri; Clupeiformes; Clupeidae
Gene: lama3
Product: laminin subunit alpha-3-like
Exons: 20
Coding region: 328-2484 (718 amino acids)
Biological process (GO): regulation of cell adhesion; regulation of embryonic development; regulation of cell migration
Molecular function (GO): signaling receptor binding
Source: RefSeq, a predicted model, not a curated record
GGGCAGGGAAACUCCAGGAUCCCUCGGAAGUAUUGCAACCCUGCAGGGAACAGCAGCUCGUCUGGGAACAUCAUUCAGGUGUGUGGCCCUGGGCAGUACCGAGAGUGGCAGGGCCCUUUUGAAGGCCUGUGUGUGUCCUGCAGCUGCCAUGGCCUUUCCCACAAGUGUGACCCCAUCACAGGAAGAUGUUUGAACUGCCAGUAUAACACUGCAGGAGACCACUGCGAGCACUGUGCGGAGGGUUACUAUGGUGACGCCGUGCAGAGGACAUGCAAGUUGUGUCCAUGUCCUUUCUCUGUGCUGUCCAACAGUUUUGCAUUGGGGUGUAUGCAGGUAGGUUCAGACGUGGAGUGUGUGUGUAAACCAGGUUACACUGGACUGAGAUGCCAAAGGUGCUCAUCUGGUUACUAUGGUAACCCACUGUUACCAUUUGGAAGGUGCCAGCCAUGUAACUGCAACCAUGGUAACGCCAAUAAAUGUCACCCUUUAACUGGAGAGUGCGAGAAUCCUGACGGUACCGGCGAUUGCCAAGAGUGUGACAUCUGUGUGGUGACCCUGAUGAAGGAUCUGGAGGGGAUGGAUGAUGAACUUUCCCGCCUGAAGUCCAAACUGGGAAAACUGACCGGCAGCAGCAUCCCUCUGGCUCAACUCAAGAAGCUGGAGGAGGCCAUAACUGUUACCAGGGAGCUUCUAAGCAGGCUCAAGGCCUCUGCUGUUUCCCUGGAGCCCAAAGUCAAACAGCUGGAAAUGGACAUGGGCACCAUAGAUGAGGACCUGGUCACCCUGGACAACAAGGCCAGAAAGCUCUUCCCUCAGUCCGAGGAGGUGCUGAAGACUGUGAACCACACCAAGCACAGAAGCCAGGAGCUGCUUAACAGCGUGGGAGAUCUUUUGAACGACAUACAGGACCUCCUGGACCAGAUCGCCAGGGGCAACCACACCAGCGGUCCGGUCUCUGACAAGGAUGCUGUGCGGAUGCUGGGGGAGGCCAAGCACCUGGUUCAGGAGAUGAGGAGACAGAACUGCUCGGGCCAGAGGACCGUGGCCCACACCGAGCUCCGUCAGGCCCAGAACCUGCUUGAUUACAUCACCCGGAACCUCACGGAUCCUUCGAGCACCAAUCAGGCGUUGGCAGACAGGAUCGGGGGAUCUCUCAUGAGAGAUCUGGCCAGACUCAGGGACCUGCAGAAGGCCCUGGAACACGCAGAGAGCGCGCUGAAAAGCACACACAAGCUCAACCAUCAGAGCCAGGCCACACUCAGGAGGCUACAGUCUCGCGUGAUGGAACUGACGGAGGAGAGAGACUCCGUCACCUCCGGCCUGCAGAUGACCAGACAGCUGCUGGGGAAUGUGUCUGACCAGCUGAGCAUGAUACAGGACAUUAAGACAGAAUAUGAGCAUCUGGCAGCACAGCUGGAUGGGGCAGAGAGCGAUCUUGUUAAGAAACUUGGCUCCCUUUCCUCCUUGGCAUCAGUGGCGGGUCUUGUGCAACAGGCUGAGAUCCACGCUCGAAACCUCAGCGAUCUGGCCAUGGCGCUCUCCAUGAAGCUCCAAAGCGUGGUCAAAGGCUCAAAUGUGCACCACUUCUUCGAGGUCAUCAGGGCGUACACAGAUAUUAUUGAGGCCGUAGAGAAGGCUGAGACUGCAGCCAGAGAGGCCAAGGAGGCAGCAGACAGUGCACUGGAGGAUGUGACGAGGCAAGACCUUAUCAGCCGAGCCUCGAGCCUGAUUGUGGAUGCAAGAAGCCUGCUGUCCAAAGCCAAGGAGGCAGAGAAGAACCUGAAUGACACGGCAGAGGAAUUGGGUUCACAGCAGGAGAGAGUCGGUCGGGUAAAGGACAAGAUGGCCGCCCUCUGGAGGGACCUACAGGCCAGCCAGCAGAACCUCAGCAUGAUCAACAGAGGUGACACAGACGCUCUCCUGAACUCCACCAAGGCAGCUGUGUCGUCCGCCGAGGCCAGGGUCAAGGCCAUGAUGACUAGACUGCAGGAAAUCAGUGCUGGCCUGAAGAACAUAAGUGUCCCAUCUGCGGGGGCCGGAUCGGGGGGUUCGGAUCUGGACGGGGUGCUGAACCAGGCAAACAAUGCAUUGCAGGCCCUGAACCAGACCUUUCCCACGCUGGUGGACACACUCGCAGAUGUGGAGAACAUGAGCGCUCUGGCUCCCCCUGGUGGAAACAUGUUGGACAGCAUGAGGCACAUCCGAGAGCUGAUUGAGCAAACGAGGCAGAUGGCUAACGCGAUCAAAGUGCCCAUGAUGUUCACUGGUAAGGGCUAUGUUGAACUCCGCCCUCCGGCUGACCUCAGGGACCUCCGUGCGGUCACGACCCUUGACCUCUACCUCCAGCGCCCCCCUCUCGAGCCCCCGAGGGGUGACUCGAACAGCAAGCGCAGACGCAGACAAGGCCGAGAGAAAGCAGAGGACACGUUUGUGUUCUACCUGGGCAACAAGAAUACUAAACUCAAUGCGUUACCUCUAGACUAA